ACUUCUUCAACUUAUCUUGAGUUUUUUGGUUUCUAUUUGCUUGGAUUUCGAACUAUUUGGCUAAUUUGCAGGACUCUACCAUCACCAAUCGAACGAUGGCUCCCAAGCGAACCAAGGCAGCAUCCAGGAUCAAGCCACCAUACGCUCGGGGUGAACCAGAGGAUUACACUGUUCCCCCAACCUACCCAUGGCCACAAGAAGAGGGAACCGAGAUCUCCAUCACAGACCCGAACAUCCCAAAGUGCUCGGAGACAAGAUGGUAUAAGGAAGCCUCACGCCGCUACAACACUCUGCUCAACACCAACAUCCUCCCCACCCGUUUCGUCGACGCCGGGGCUUUGAGCGACCUAGGCCUCCAUGAGGAUUUACAUGCGGUCCUCCAUGUGCUGGAAAUAGCUGAUCUCUAUCACAGAACUCACCCGCUGUACCCUGAUCUGGUGAGGCAAGUCCUAGCCACCACGGAGUUAACUUUCAAAAGGCCCGGUUUCCCGAUCUUUGAGGAAGCCUACUUCACUUUCUUUGCGAGCGGUGUUAAGCACUCCAUCACCUUGGAAGCGCUGACUGAGGUCUACGAGAUGUCCGAGGAAUACACUCAAAUGUCCUUUCCAAGGAAGUUUGUUCCAGAGCAAGCAUUCUGGAAAUUCAUCGCUUCAGGGGAUUUCAAAUCCCGAUUAGCCAGUCAGUCUCACAUCCGUAACCCUGUUAUGUGCAUUGCUGCUAAGGUCCUGAGAAAUCUGCUCUUCACAAAGGACCAGACGUCAAAGGUGACACGUGGAGAGGUGCAGAUGCUAUGUGCCGGUGUUGAGGACGAGCUCAAAUCCUCCGACAUUGGGAUUCCGACCGAGCCGAUGACAACUAGUCUUGGUUGUGUGCUUGCUCAGAUGUUUGUGGAUAAGAAAGCCAGAGUGGUCAAGGGUUCUUUGAAGAAAGACCGCUCUGGGAGUUUGCUUACUCCUCUCUUCCGCCACUUAGAGCUUGAUCACAACGUCUAUCAGUGUAACAAGACAGCGGCGUUCAUUGAUAUCCCUUACCUGAUCAACUGCCAGAUUCUCCGCGACGAGAACACCUAUAACUUCCUCAGUCAGGACGGGAGAAACCUCUACUGCAAGCUGCCUCAACCGAACAUCAACUCGCUAAGUGAUGUGACCAACAUCUGUUUCGUCCCUGAUGCUCAGUAUCUCUGUGCCGAGCCAAAGUCAUCUUACCGUGACGAUACUAUGGACGAUGUUGAGUUUGUCCGCACAGAUGGAGGCGACAAUGCAUAUGACCUGGGUCCCCUUGAUGACAACGUAGAUGACGCCACCUACCGACGCUGGAUGGUAGAUUCUCAGCGCAAGAACAACAGCCUCAUGAAGAGGAUACUAAAGGCGAUCACUGGAGGAUGCAUGGGAGCUCCAAGCACAGCUGAACCUCGUCAAGACCAGACUAUACCAUGCAGUCAUCGUCCAGGGAAAUAGCCGGCAGGAACUGAAAGGGGUGACAAAGAGACUCCAUGGGCUACUCCACACAAAAGGAACAUGCGUUCCGUGGGCCAGUCCGGCAGUGAUGAUACUGACUAGGCAGUCUCCUAGUUCUAUCUCCAUUGUUAUAUCCGUUUGAACUAUUUCUAUUUCUGUUUUUGUUUCCUGUGUUUAUUAUUUUAGCCUUUCCUCGAAUUAUUUUCUCACCAGGGAUGGUGAGAAGUAAGUCUGGGAGAGGCGAUUAUCUGCUACUAAUCGUUUACCUUUGGUUUUUAUGUUUAGAGUCAGUCCGCUUUGAUGUUUUUAUCGAGUCAGUCCAAACUUUGUGGGAAUCAGGACCUUUUUCUAUGAUGUGUAUUAACCACCCUCGUGCUCUAAUUCAUCUUAUUCAGUGACUUAGCAGAAGCAACAGACGCACAUGUGGAUCCAGAACACCCUGACAUUACAUCAUCUUGUUCUCCAAAAGCUUUCAGCUUGUCGAGGUUACUCUGGAAAGACUUAACUCCAUCUAACUUGAACUUAAUCUUGACUGCCAUUCUUCUUGUUAUGGGCGUUAGAAUAGGGUUUAAUGUGAUCAACUCUCAGGACUUCUUAUUCUUUUUAUCCAUCUUGCUGAUCCUGAGUGACUAGCUCAUCUUUAGCUAGUACCCACCUUAAAACCCUACAGCCUUUGUUCCGCCCUAAUGCAUUUGUUAUUCAGUAUCUUAUGUGCAGAUAUGUACAAAAUGGUCGGAGAGGAAAUGAUCAACACAGUCUCUUACUCGUUGAUGCAACAUAACUUUCUGCUGAAGAAUAGGCGGAAGCACACGGAGCAGCCGCUCCGCCGCCGAUGAUCUAACUAAGAAAAGAAGAGAGACAAGAAUGAAUGGGAGGUCAAGAACUCCAGUGGCAUGUCGCUAUCACAAUUGUUACCUCCUGCUUCGUCACCAUCACCUAUGUAUUAUUCAAAAAAAAAGAAGAAAAAAAAUAUUUAUUUUAGCUUUAUGUACUUCAGAAUAAGGUGAUGAAGAAGGAGAAGAUUCUAAAAGAAAAGACAUACGCCACUGGUAAAUUAGAAGGAGUGUAAAGAAAAGAGAUGAGAACCAUGCAGAUCAGAAGAACAUGCAAAAACGAGUAGAGUCUGUGGACAUCAAUGGAUCUAUCAUCUCUUGCAAUUUUGCGCGAUAUCCUGCAUCCUCUACGUAAUUUCGUAACCCCUAAACACUGAUUAUCUCCACUUAAACACAAAAAGGCAUGUUUCAUACCUAGACCGUUACUCUAUCUAAUGUCUAUGAUGAGAAGCUCACACUACUCUUAAUUGAAUAUAAGGAGUUUUGUCUGGAAGGUUUUAACUUUGGCAGGUAUGAGAUACAGAGUAUGGAGCCGUUCUGAACAGCAGUCAGUGGAGUUCUUGGUAAGGAUGUGUCGUUUUAGCUAAACUGCUUAUAUUGUUUAGAGACUCGUGGUUAUUGUAUGGUUGCUGAGAAUAAGCGAGUUCCCACACUUUCAAACCUUUCUCUCGGUUCUUGGUACUUGAUUUUGUUUGAGGACAAACAAGGAUCUAAGUCUGGGAGAGUUGAUAUAUUGUAUUUUUGGCACAUUAUACGUAUGUCUUACUAAUAGUUUUCAAAGUUUUAUCAAGUCUUUUUAGUCCCUUUUGAGUCAUAACAAGUCUAGAGUUGUAUUGGAUGGGAAAUGGACCAGCUAGAGGAAAAGAAGAGAGAAAAGUAUGAUUUGGAGUCUUUCGCGCAUAACAGCCAACCGGAGCAGCCUGAGUGUCUGUUCCAGCGACAGAGAAAAAAAAAAAGAAGUUUCCAAAUAUUUCGGGAUUUGCCCUAGAUUUCCUAUUUCCUUCCUCUAGCCGCCUGUGGCUCCUAUAUAUAUAGUUUCCUAUUUAUUAUUUUAAACAAAACCUUAGUUUUACGCAAGAAAGACUGGAGAGAGCUUGCGAUUUGCGA
Molecule: messenger RNA, 3397 nt
Organism: Brassica napus (rape)
Lineage: Eukaryota; Viridiplantae; Streptophyta; Magnoliopsida; Brassicales; Brassicaceae
Exons: 2
Coding region: 96-1457 (453 amino acids)
Source: RefSeq, a predicted model, not a curated record